UUCGCCGAGCCCCGCGUUUUCACCCGACGCGCGCAAUUCACGGCUCCGCCGGGAAACACCACUCCGCCACCGAGAAGUCUCGGCUCCGCCGCCGUCUUAAAAAACCCUAAGAGAUAAACCAUCAUUCUUACCUUCUUGUUUGUUGUUGUUGUUAUUUGCGUUCCUCUUCUUCUGCUCCUUCUGCUACUCAGUUUGACCCGGCCAUGGGGAACUGUAACGCGUGCGUGAAGCUCGAACCCAAGGACUCGAAACCGACCCAGAAGCCGAAGAAGAAGAACAAUCGCGAUCGGAAAUCAAACCCUUUUGAUGAAUUCAUCUCGGUUCGGACGCAUGCCCCGGCUCGGGUCCUCGACAACAUCAUUCCGGUGAGCCACCACACCCAGAUCAGCGAAAAAUAUACCCUGGGUCGCGAGCUCGGUCGCGGAGAAUUUGGGAUCACGCACCUCUGUACGGACCACGAGACCCGCGAAGUCUUAGCCUGCAAAUCGAUCUCCAAACGGAAGCUUAGGACAGCCAUCGACAUCGAGGAUGUCCGACGCGAGGUCGCGAUCAUGUCGACGCUCCCCGACCACCCAAACAUCGUUAAACUCAAGGCGGCGUACGAGGACGACGAAAAUGUUCAUCUGGUGAUGGAGCUCUGCGCAGGCGGAGAGCUUUUCGAUCGGAUCGUUGCGAGAGGCCAUUACACAGAACGCGCGGCGGCGGCCGUCGCGAGGACGAUCGCCGAGGUCGUGAGCAUGUGUCACUCCAACGGUGUUAUGCAUAGAGAUUUGAAGCCGGAAAACUUCUUAUUCGUUGAUAAGAAGGAGAAUUCGGCUCUGAAAGCUAUUGAUUUUGGGCUCUCUGUGUUCUUCAAACCUGGAGAGAGAUUUACAGAGAUUGUAGGAAGUCCUUAUUACAUGGCUCCUGAGGUUUUGAAGAAGAAUUACGGACCGGAAGUUGAUGUGUGGAGUGCUGGUGUGAUUGUCUACAUCUUGCUCUGCGGUGUUCCUCCGUUUUGGGCCGAGACUGAACAAGGUGUUGCCCUUGCAAUCUUGAGGGGAGUGCUUGAUUUCAAGAGAGAACCGUGGCCCCAGAUAUCGGAGAGUGCUAAGAGCCUCGUGAGGCAGAUGUUGGACCCGGAUCCGACUAAACGUUUGACUGCUCAGCAAGUCCGUGAGCACCCUUGGAUACAUAACGCAAAGAAAGCUCCAAAUGUUCCUUUAGGAGAUAUCGUGAGGUCAAGGUUGAAGCAGUUCUCCGUGAUGAAUAGAUUCAAAAAGAAAGCUCUCAGAGUGAUUGCCGAGCACUUGUCCCUUCAGGAGGUUGAAGUGAUCAAGAACAUGUUUACAUUGAUGGAUGACGACAAUGAUGGAAGAAUAGCCUACACAGAACUCAGAGCUGGACUCAGCAAGGUCGGUUCACAACUGGGUGAACCAGAGAUCAAAAUGUUGAUGGAAGUGGCCGAUGUUGAUGGGGAUGGGUUCCUGGACUACGGUGAAUUCGUCGCAGUGAUUUUCCACUUGCAAAAGAUGGAGAACGAUGAACAUCUCAAGCAAGCUUUUAUGUUCUUCGACAUAGACAGUAGCGGGUACAUCGAAAUGGAUGAACUGCAGGAAGCUUUAGCUCAUGGAGCAGACGAACCAGACGACAAUGUCCUAAAUGACAUAAUGCGUGAAGUUGACACUGACAAGGAUGGGCGCAUAAACUACGAUGAAUUCGUAGCAAUGAUGAAAGCAGGAACCGACUGGAGAAAGGCGUCUAGACAAUACUCAAGAGAGAGAUUCAAAAGCCUAAGCGUCAACUUGCUGAAGGAUGGUUCAUUGCAUCUUCAUGAUGCCCUCACUGGGAAAUCAGUUCCAGUAUGAUCUUUUCUUACCAUUUUUUUUUGGUUAUAUAUCCCUCCAAAACAAACCCUUACGACAUUGCUUCAAGAACCCUCUUCGGCGUUAGGGUUUGUAAAGCUUUGUGGGUUGGUUAGGGUUUGGUGUUAAGAAGACUUGGCAACUCUCGAAAGGGGUAUACUUGCAGCUAGGCUGUAUAUUUAGGGUUUCUGUUUUUGUCUACUUUCACAUUCAGAACUUUCGAAAUUAUGUGUACCAUUUGAAGUUUUUCCGGAUUCAGUGGCUUUUGUCUGUUCAA
Molecule: messenger RNA, 2121 nt
Organism: Tarenaya hassleriana
Lineage: Eukaryota; Viridiplantae; Streptophyta; Magnoliopsida; Brassicales; Cleomaceae
Product: calcium-dependent protein kinase 10-like
Exons: 7
Coding region: 204-1847 (547 amino acids)
Biological process (GO): protein autophosphorylation; peptidyl-serine phosphorylation; intracellular signal transduction
Cellular component (GO): cytoplasm; nucleus
Molecular function (GO): calcium/calmodulin-dependent protein kinase activity; calmodulin binding; calcium ion binding
Source: RefSeq, a predicted model, not a curated record